AUGAACACACAACAAGGAAAAGAAACAAGUUUACUUUUGAUUGGAGGUAUAGGCGAUGGUAAAAGUUCACUUGGUAAUUUUAUUCUUGAAAACAACAGUUUUGUUGUGGGUUAUGGUUCUGAACCAACAACACAAGAGACUAUAGGGUAUAAUGGAAGAUAUGAUAAAAGCAAUGUAUUUGUCAUUGAUACGCCUGGCAUUCAAGAAUCAGGUGAAAUGGAUGAAAAUAAACUCAACCAAAUGAUAGACUAUCUUAAAGAACAAGAAGGAACAAAAGCUGUUAUUAUUGUAUUAAAUUUCAACACAGAAAUACUGUCAGAAAAUAUUAAAAGAAUGGUUAAAUUACUUUGUAAUAUUUUUCCAGUGGAUGAUUUCUGGAAACAUGUAUGUAUUGUAUGGACUAAUUGUUCAUACAAUAAAUCAGAAAAUGAGGUAGAAGAACAAAUAAAAACAAAGAAAGAUAAAAUAAAUCCAGAAUUACUAAAUCUUAUUAAAGAAACAACAAGGGAUGAAGAGGACAUUGAAUUUCCAAUGUUUUUUGUUGAUUUACAAUCAGAUGAAGGUUGUGAUAACACAAAAUCAGAGAAUGAAAUUAAAAAUCUUUUAAACUGGGCUUAUUAUUUAACUCCACUUGAUAAAAAGAGGAGUGAAAAGAAUACACCUAAAUAUAAAAAAGUUGAACCUCAGGAAAAAGAACAAACAGAAAUUAUAGAAGUAAAUGAUGAUUACAUAAAGUUACGAAUAUACCGUAUUGAAAGAGAGAAAAGAACUGGAUUCGAUGGAGAAAUUACUUACACUGAAUGGAAAGUGAUAAGUUAUCAAGACAAAACAGAAGUUAAACCACCCCAAAAAUCAUCUGGAAAAUGUGUGGUAAUGUAA
This is a messenger RNA of Entamoeba dispar SAW760, 879 nucleotides long. RefSeq lists its product as uncharacterized. Bases 1 to 879 code for a protein of 292 amino acids. The transcript has a single exon. The record is from RefSeq and is a predicted model, not a curated record. NCBI's taxonomy places the organism in Eukaryota, Evosea, Mastigamoebida, Endamoebidae. Gene Ontology annotation, molecular function: GTP binding.